AUGCCUUCUGCAAUUACUGUAUCCGCCAUAGACACAGAAUCAGCGAUAUGUUCAGUGGAGAGCUCGGUUCAAACUGUCUUCGCAAUCCCUGAACUUCUAGAACUCAUCCUCCUCCAGCUACCAUUUCUCGAUCUUGUUCGAGCGCAAAUGAUUAACCCAAACUUUAUGAUGUUAUCGAAUCCUCAAACUUACUACAACAAGCUCUGUUUUUUCGUGCAUCUCCAGCUACAUCAUUUCCACGACCCAAUCCUCUCCUUCAACCUUGUCAUAACGCUCAGUUCCUAG
Molecule: messenger RNA, 285 nt
Organism: Botrytis sinoallii
Lineage: Eukaryota; Fungi; Ascomycota; Leotiomycetes; Helotiales; Sclerotiniaceae
Exons: 1
Coding region: 1-285 (94 amino acids)
Molecular function (GO): protein binding
Source: RefSeq, a predicted model, not a curated record